ACCUUCCACUACACGUCUUCUUCUUCUUCUUCUCUUUCUGGUUCAUUUUCCUUUUGUUUAAUUUAAACAAUAAUGUCCGCAGAUCUUGGAUCACUCCAAGAUUUGGCGAAAUCAAAAUUACCCAAACUGAACAUUCAAUCUUCCAAUCAAAGCGGAAUCGAAAUCCAUAAAAAAAUCAAGAAUCAAGACGAAAGUAGCAGCGAGUGUUCCACGCCGACCUCAGAGGAAAACAAGAUCCCAGCAGUUUUGUCAUGUCCGGGAGCGCCAAGGAAACCUAGGAAAACACAUGUUUCGUGUAAGCGGAAGCUGUCGGAAUUCGACUUCUUCGAGAUCGUCAACAGAGAUGAAGUCGAUGCGUUUUUCGAAGCUGGUUUUCAUGAUCCCAUCGCGAAAAGAAGGUGCCCACGUACAUGAAAUAAUUAUAUAUAUUUGCUUAUUUAUGGGUUUUUACAUGUAAUUUUAUUUAUUUAUUUAUUUUCUGUGUGCAUUGAAUUGAAAUUACACGCAAUUCCCUACCACUGGGAUUCAAUUUUUUUUAGAUAAAGUCCUGUAAUAAUCAG
Molecule: messenger RNA, 560 nt
Organism: Hibiscus syriacus
Lineage: Eukaryota; Viridiplantae; Streptophyta; Magnoliopsida; Malvales; Malvaceae
Product: cyclin-dependent protein kinase inhibitor SMR1-like
Exons: 1
Coding region: 73-414 (113 amino acids)
Biological process (GO): regulation of DNA endoreduplication
Source: RefSeq, a predicted model, not a curated record